CGUCGCAUUAGUGGUUAAGCCUGCAAAACGUUAAUGUUUUCAGUUAUUUAAAGGCGCCAAUACGUGAUGGUUGUGUUUUCCCGGUGAGGAAUUUAUGUGUGGUGUGUGCCGAUAAAAAAAUACCGCAAGACGAGAAAAAAAAUCUUUGAAAAUCAACACGAUUUAUCACGAGAUUGACGAGCUUUCUUGUGAAUUUGUUUACCCAGUGAAAAAUAGUGUUUAGUUCGAGGAGUUAAACUUUAACAGUGAAUGCAAAAAGAAGACCGGAGUGAUAGCGGAAUUAAAUAUUUUGUCAUCAUAUAAUGUCGCAGCGCGACACUGUAAUACACCUUGUUGCCGGAGGAGUUGCUGGAACAGUGGGUGCUAUUGCAACCUGUCCUCUUGAAGUUGUCAAAACACGAUUGCAAUCUUCAACCUCUGGUUUCUAUCCUCCUGGAAACAAGGAAUUUUUUUCCGGUCAUGUCACUUGCAAAACCUUUCCAAAUCCGCCUCAAAGGCGAUUAUGUACUGGUGACAAUCCGAGAUACUCGAUGAUAUUGUCGCAUUAUGGAACCUCGGGCGGUGCUCCACAUUCACAUGCUCCGAAUUUUAUUCACUGUAUAAAAUAUAUCAUAGACAACGAAGGAUAUCGAGCCUUAUUUAAAGGAUUAGGACCAAACCUGAUUGGUGUUGCGCCCUCAAGGGCGAUUUAUUUCUGCACAUAUUCACAAAGCAAGGGCUUCUUCAAUUCAUGUUUACCUCCUGACAGUCCAGUUGUUCACGUUUGCUCCGCUUCUUGUGCCGGUUUUGUGGCGUGUACAACGACGAACCCAAUUUGGUUCGUUAAAACGAGACUGCAGCUAGAUCAUCAUUCAAAUCGAACCAGUGCCCUAGAAUGUAUCCAGAGGAUAUAUAGAAAAUCGGGUUUCCUCGGCUUCUACAAGGGCAUCGUCGCGUCCUACUUUGGAAUCAGCGAGACAGUCGUUCAUUUCGUCAUCUACGAGGCUGUCAAAGCUUGGCUUCUGACUCACAGGUCAACAGUGACUGAAAACGAUGACUCGAAAUCGUCGCGCGACUUUUUGGAGUUUAUGGGAGCUGGAGCUUUUUCGAAAACAGUCGCUUCUUGUAUCGCUUACCCUCAUGAAGUGGCGAGGACAAGAUUAAGAGAGGAAGGAACGAAAUAUCGUGGCUUUUGGCAAACUUUGAAUACAGUUUGCGCAGAGGAGGGCGUUCGGGGAUUGUAUCGAGGAUUAUCGACGCAAUUGAUAAGACAAAUACCAAAUACAGCCAUAAUGAUGUCGACGUAUGAGGCCGUUGUCUAUGUUCUUUCGCGACAUUUUCAACCGACUACCAAUGUACCAGGCACAACACAAUUCUACACCGAAACCAAAAACAAACAGGAGCUUGCUUAGGAAUUGCUCACGGCUCGAGAGUAAUUAGAGCCGUGAAUAAAAAAAUUAACUGAUUAAAGCUUUCAAAUAUUCUAUACCAUCAAAAAAGUGAAUCGAAUAUUUCAAAAAAUAUUUUUCUACAUUUUUUUUUAAUUUUAAUUUUUAAUUUUCUAAAUGCAAAAUUUUCAGUCUCAUCUUGUAUUUCUUCAUAUUCCCCAUAUUUUUUUCCGUUUCUUUAAUUGAACGUUGGUUAUUUUCAAUAUAAGCAAAAUUGCUUUUCCGAUAAAAUUUAAAAGCGAAAUUCCUAAUUUUUCCAUAUUUACUAAAUUUUAAUUAAAUUCAUUAAACUUGACUUCAGUUAAUUGUGAACUAUUUUCAAAAUUCAUGCGGUUUUCUUUGUCGAAGACGAAAAGCAUUAAAAAAUAGUAACUCAAUUUUUCGAAUUGAAAACUAAAUAUUAAGGGAUUUUUUUACUCGCAAUUUUAAAUUAUUUGACUCAAUUAUUCCGCAUAAAUCAGUUGAUUUAAAAAUUACGAAAGAUUAUUUCACAGUCAUUAGUUUAUGUUAUCUUUCUAGUUUAUAAAGCGCCAAGUCGAUAUUGUGUAUAUAAUAUUAAUAAUAAUAGUAAUAAUAAUAUUAAUAACAAGAAAAGAAAAUAAUUAAAAAGUCCAGAAUCUACACGUAGAUUCGUCGCCCUUUUUUUUCUAAAUAAGGAGAUGUAAAUAGUUGGUGAAAAAUUCAAAUUAAGAGAGUAUUAUGCUUAUAAACUCCUUAUUUUACAUUUUAGAGGAUCGUUUCGCAAAUGUGAAAUACACUUUUUUCUUGCAUCAAUUUUUAGCGUUAAUUAUAAACAAAUAUUAUCUACAAAAUAUUUUUCAAUGAAAGGAAAUUUUCAAUUUUUUUUGGAAAAUUUGUCAUUAUGUCUAAUUUCUGAUUUUUUUCAAUUUUACAUUAGAAAUUAAUUAUAAAUUACACAAUAUAGAGAAUUGCCUCCAUUCCUAAGGAAGUGCAUAAUAAAAAAUUACUUUUAUUAAAUUUAUUUAUCUAUGAAAUAGAUACAUCACACAGUUGUGGAUAAAAUCUAUCGCAUUAAUCUUAAUUUUAGUUUUCCUAUUGAAUAAUUAAAUGUAAAUUAUAAAUUAACACAAAUGCGAGACGAAUGAGCCUGUGAUUUUAGUUUAUUCCGUCAUUUGUAAAUAUUUUAUUCUCUAUAAUUAAAGAAAAAAACCGAAUUCUUCUCAGGAGAGGAUAAUUUAAUUACAGAGAACAAAAAAAUCCAAAAACAAAA
This is a messenger RNA of Leptopilina heterotoma, 2658 nucleotides long. RefSeq names its product mitochondrial carrier protein Rim2 (gene Rim2). Gene Ontology annotation, biological process: pyrimidine nucleotide import into mitochondrion. The record is from RefSeq and is a predicted model, not a curated record. The transcript is spliced from 6 exons. Lineage: Eukaryota; Metazoa; Arthropoda; Insecta; Hymenoptera; Figitidae. The coding region runs from base 303 to 1391 and encodes 362 amino acids. Gene Ontology annotation, cellular component: mitochondrion. Gene Ontology annotation, molecular function: pyrimidine nucleotide transmembrane transporter activity.